GGGAGCUCUUAUCUUGUGAGUGAACAUCACCCUUCCACUAUCUCUCUCUCUUUCAUAUGUGUCACUGUCUUUCUCUGCUUUGUAGUAACACUUUCAACACUCACCAGAGAAACUAAUUACUACUGUACAAACAUCCUUUGUCUUCUAUUGGUCCGGAGUUUCAAGAAUUUCAUUUCUGGGUAUCAUGAUAAGUCACUUUCCUCUUUACUCUGCCUAAAAUCCGGUGAAGUUUUCAUCUUCUUGAAACACCCUUUUCAAGAAAGUGCUCUGUUCUUUGUCCUGUUUGAUUAACUGUUCAAGAAAGUAAGAAAAAUAAAGUUAGUGAUUCUUUUUUUUUUUUUUUUUGAUCAUGAAAAAGGUUGUCUUUUUAUGAUAUUCAAGAAAUUAGUUAAGGGUUUUGAGAAUUUCUUGAAGUUUGAUUUAUGAUCAAGGAGGGAAAGGGGGAUUUUGUUGUUUGGGGUUCUUGAGUUUGGUCUUUCUUCUCUUGCUCUGCCGAUUUCUUGGAAUUUUGGGUUUGUCUUGAUAUUUGAGAGAAAGGAGAAUUAUGGAGUUGCUGUGGUUUAUCAAGAACCAGCAGUGAAGUGUAGGGUUGGUUGCUGCUCAGCAUAGUCUUUUCAAUAUCUUUUUUGACAGGCAAAGUUAGAGGAAGCUGCAAUUGAGCUUUGAGGGCUCAAAGAAAAAUGGCUUACCAGAGAAAGGGAUCUGAUCUGCAGCCGCAGAGGCGUAUUCUGCGGACGCAGACUGCUGGUAAUUUAGGGGAGUCAAUGAUGGACAGUGAAGUAGUGCCAUCAUCUUUAAGUGAAAUUGCACCCAUUCUUCGUGUUGCCAAUGAGGUCGAGUCCAGCAACCCCAGGGUAGCUUAUCUAUGUCGAUUCUAUGCCUUUGAAAAAGCUCACCGGUUAGAUCCAACAUCAAGUGGACGUGGAGUUCGCCAGUUCAAAACUUCCCUUCUUCAACGGUUAGAAAAGGAAAAUGAAACGACCCUAGCUGGAAGGACAAAAAGUGAUGCUCGUGAAAUGCAGAGUUUCUACCAGCAUUACUAUAGGAAGUAUAUUCAGGCUUUGCAGAAUGCUGCUGAUAAAGCUGAUCGUGCACGACUUACAAAAGCAUACCAAACAGCUGCUGUUCUUUUUGAGGUCUUGAAAGCUGUUAACCUGACAGAAGCUGUGGAAGUGUCUGACGAGAUUUUGGAAGCUCAUACAAAGGUUGCCGAGAAGACUGAGAUACUAGUUCCGUAUAAUAUACUUCCACUUGAUCCUGAUAGUUCAAAUCAAGCAAUUAUGAGAUAUCCCGAGAUUCAAGCUACUGUCACUGCUCUUCGCAAUACAAGAGGUCUUCCAUGGCCAAAAAACCAUAAGAAGAAAGUUGAUGAAGAUAUUCUGGACUGGCUUCAAGCUAUGUUUGGUUUUCAGAAAGAUAAUGUGGCGAAUCAGCGGGAGCAUCUGAUUCUGUUGUUGGCAAAUGUUCACAUCCGACAAUUUCCAAAGCUUGAUCAACAACCAAAGCUGGAUGACCUGGCACUUACUGAUGUUAUGAAGAAACUUUUCAAAAACUACAAAAAAUGGUGCAAGUAUCUUGGUCGCAAGAGCAGUCUUUGGCUGCCAACUAUCCAGCAAGAAGUGCAACAGCGGAAAUUACUAUACAUGGGUCUUUAUCUUCUUAUAUGGGGAGAAGCUGCAAAUUUAAGAUUCAUGCCUGAGUGCCUAUGCUAUAUUUAUCAUCAUAUGGCAUUUGAACUUUACGGUAUGCUGGCCGGAAGUGUUAGUCCCAUGACAGGCGAAACUAUAAAACCUGCUUAUGGUGGUUCAGAUGAGGCUUUCUUGAGGAAAGUAGUGACUCCCAUCUAUAACACUAUAGCGAAGGAAGCUAAAAGGAGCAAAGUAAAGUCAAAACAUUCUCAGUGGAGAAACUAUGAUGAUUUAAAUGAGUAUUUCUGGUCAGUCAAUUGCUUCAGGCUGGGCUGGCCAAUGCGUGCUGAUGCUGAUUUCUUCCAUCUUCCUCCUGAAGAACUGGCUGAUGCAAAUGAAGCAAUCAAAAGGAACCAUUGGAUGGGGAAAAUCAAUUUUGUCGAGACACGCUCGUUUUGGCACAUCUUUAGGAGUUUUGAUAGGAUGUGGGGCUUUUUUAUUUUAUGCUUACAGGCAAUGAUCAUUAUUGCAUGGAAUGGAUCUGGCCAUCUUGGUUCUAUUUUUGAAGGAGACGUGUUCAAGAGAGUGAUGAGCAUUUUCAUAACAGCCGCCAUACUGAAGCUUGCUCAAGCGGUUCUGGAUAUAAUCAUGAGCUGGAAAUCGAGACACAGCAUGUCAUUCUAUGUCAAGCUAAGAUAUGUGUUUAAAGCUGUUGCAGCAGCAGCAUGGGUGGUAGUGUUGCCAGUAACUUAUGCAUAUAGCUGGAAAAAUCCUCCAGAAUUUGCACAGACUAUUAAAAACUGGUUUGGAAAUGGUUCAAGUUCGCCUUCUCUAUUCAUUAUAGCAGUUCUUUUUUACCUGUCACCAAACAUGCUAUCUGCAUUGCUGUUUGUUUUCCCUUUCAUCCGCCGUUUUCUUGAGAGGUCAGAUUACAAGAUUGCGAGUUUGGUAAUGUGGUGGUCCCAGCCUCGGCUUUAUGUUGGAAGAGGCAUGCAUGAGGAUGCAUUUUCUCUUUUCAAAUACACACUAUUUUGGGUUCUCCUCCUGGCUGCAAAAUUGGCAUUCAGUUUUUACGUAGAGAUACAACCUCUUGUAGGUCCAACAAAAGAUAUCAUGAGAGUUCACAUCAGUGUUUAUAGAUGGCAUGAAUUCUUCCCUCGAGCCAAAAACAAUAUCGGUGUCGUGAUUGCACUAUGGGCUCCUAUUAUUCUUGUCUAUUUCAUGGAUACUCAGAUUUGGUAUGCUAUUUUCUCUACCAUAUUUGGAGGCAUCUAUGGCGCGUUUCGGCGUCUUGGAGAGAUUCGCACAUUGGGAAUGCUUAGAUCGCGGUUUGAGUCACUACCAGGAGCAUUUAAUGCUUGCUUGAUCCCAGUGGAAAAGGAUGAAAAACGUAAAAAGGGACUUAAAGCCACAUUAUCUAAGAAAUUUGAUGAGGUCACUUCUAGUCGAGGAAAGGAGGCUGCAAGGUUUGCUCAAAUGUGGAACAAAAUAAUAGAGAGUUUCAGGGAGGAGGAUCUGAUAAAUAAUAGGGAAAGGAACUUAUUGCUUGUGCCAUAUUGGGCUGACCCUGAUCUGGACCUUAUCCAGUGGCCUCCAUUUCUCUUAGCUAGCAAGCUUCCUAUUGCAUUGGAUAUGGCUAAAGAUUGCAAUGGAAGAGAUCGUGAGCUGAACAAAAGGUUGAGUGCGGACAGUUACAUGCGCAGUGCCAUUCGUGAGUGCUAUGCUUCAUGUAAAAGCAUUAUAAAUGUUUUGGUCUUAGGUGAACGUGAACAGCUGGUGAUACAAGAAAUUUUCUCAAAAGUUGAUGAACAUAUAGCUGAGCGUAAUCUGAUAAAAGAGUUUAACAUGAGCGCACUACCUACCCUCUAUGAACAAUUUGUGCGGCUUAUUGAUUUUCUGAAAGAAAACAAAAAGGAGGACAAGGAUCAUGUAGUUAUUCUCUUGCUUGAUAUGUUAGAAGUUGUGACCCGUGACAUAAUGGAAGACUCUGUUCCUAGUUUGUUAGAUUCCACCCAUGGUGGCUCCUAUGGGAUGCAUGACGGAAUGAUUCCAAAUGCAAAAUAUCAGCUCUUUGGCACCCUUAAUUUUCCCGUAACAGAAACAGAAGCAUGGAAGGAAAAGAUUAGAAGGCUUCACAUGCUGCUAACUGAUAAGGAAUCUGCCAUGGAUGUGCCAACCAAUUUGGAAGCUAGACGGCGCAUCUCAUUCUUCUCAAAUUCAUUGUUUAUGGACAUGCCUCACGCCCCCAAAGUUCGCAAUAUGCUUUCCUUUUCUAUUUUGACGCCUUACUUCAACGAGGAGGUUCUUUUCUCAAUAAAUUCACUGGAAAGGCCAAAUGAAGAUGGUGUUUCUAUACUGUUUUAUUUGCAAAAGAUAUACCCAGAUGAAUGGGAGAACUUCCUUGAAAGGGUUGACUGUAUCAGUGAGGAUGAUCUUAAGGGUAACACUAGAUUGGAAGAAGAACUCCGUCUCUGGGCAUCAUAUAGAGGCCAAACAUUGACUAAAACAGUACGAGGUAUGAUGUACUAUCGGCAAGCUUUGGAACUUCAGGCUUUUCUUGAUAUGGCAAAAGAUGAAGAGUUAAUGAAAGGCUACAAGGCUGCUGAAUCUAAUACUGAUGAACAGCCAAAAAAUGAGAGGUCCUUGAUGUCACAAUGUCAGGCAGUUGCAGACAUGAAAUUUACCUAUGUUGUGUCAUGCCAGCAAUAUGGCGUUCAGAAAAGGUCUGCUGAUCAUCGUGCUCAAGACAUUUUGAGACUAAUGACAAAGUACCCUUCUCUUCGAGUAGCUUAUAUUGACGAGAUUGAUGAAACUGGCAAAGAUAAAUCAAACAGGACUGGUGAUAAUAAGGUUUAUUAUUCAGCCCUCGUGAAGGCUGUACCAAGGUCUGUGGACUCGGCAGAGCCAGAUCAGAAGUUAGAUCAGGUUAUUUAUCGAAUAAAACUUCCUGGGCCUGCUAUAUUGGGAGAAGGAAAGCCAGAGAAUCAAAAUCAUGCGAUUAUAUUUACUCGUGGGGAAGGAUUGCAAACAAUAGAUAUGAACCAGGAUAACUACAUGGAAGAAGCGCUUAAGAUGAGGAAUUUGUUGCAAGAAUUUUUGAAAAAGAAUGGAGUGAGAAAUCCGACUAUUCUGGGAUUGCGGGAGCAUAUUUUCACUGGCAGUGUUUCUUCACUAGCAUGGUUUAUGUCAAAUCAGGAAACCAGCUUUGUUACAAUUGGGCAAAGAUUGUUGGCCAAUCCAUUGAAAGUACGUUUCCACUAUGGUCAUCCUGAUGUAUUCGAUAGAUUGUUUCAUUUAACAAGAGGUGGUGUGAGCAAGGCUUCCAAAGUCAUCAAUCUAAGUGAAGACAUAUUUGCCGGUUUUAAUUCUACUCUACGGGGGGGUAAUGUUACUCACCAUGAGUACAUCCAAGUUGGUAAAGGAAGAGAUGUUGGCCUUAACCAAAUUUCACUGUUUGAGGCAAAGAUAGCUAAUGGAAAUGGUGAGCAGACAAUGAGUCGUGAUGUAUACAGGCUUGGACAUCGAUUUGAUUUCUUCCGUAUGCUAUCAUGCUUCUUCACCACUAUAGGAUUCUACUUUACUACCUUGAUAACCGUCAUUAUUGUAUAUGUAUUUCUUUAUGGUCGGCUGUAUCUUGUCGUCAGUGGGCUUGAAGAAGGAUUGAGUUCACACCCAGCUAUUCGAAAUAAUAAGCCUCUUCAAGUUGCUCUUGCCUCUCAGUCUUUUGUGCAAAUUGGCAUAUUGAUGGCAUUGCCCAUGAUGAUGGAGAUAGGCCUUGAGAGGGGCUUCCGCAAUGCCUUAACUGAUUUUGUGCUGAUGCAACUACAACUUGCUCCUGUUUUCUUUACAUUUUCUCUUGGAACAAGGACCCACUAUUAUGGGAGAACAUUGCUCCAUGGGGGUGCUCAAUAUAGAGGCACUGGUCGUGGCUUUGUUGUAUUUCACGCUAAAUUUGCUGAAAACUAUCGUUUGUACUCCCGAAGCCAUUUUGUCAAGGGAAUUGAACUGAUGAUUCUACUUCUUGUCUACCAUAUAUUUGGUAGAUCAUACAGAGAUAUGGUGGCAUAUGUUCUUAUAACCGCAUCUAUAUGGUUCCUGGUUGUUACAUGGCUCUUUGCCCCAUUCCUGUUCAAUCCUUCUGGAUUCGAGUGGCAAAAGAUUGUUGAUGACUGGGCAGACUGGAAUAAAUGGAUAAACAAUCGUGGUGGUAUCGGUGUAUCCCCAGAAAAAAGCUGGGAAUCUUGGUGGGAGAAAGAACAUGAGCAUCUUUAUCAUUCAGGGAUUCGUGGCACUGUAGUCGAGAUAUUAUUAUCAUUGCGCUUUUUUAUAUAUCAAUACGGACUUGUAUAUCACCUCACAAUUUUGAAUAACGAAACAAGUAUCCUGGUUUACGGUGUUUCUUGGAUCGUCAUUUUCGUGAUAUUAGCAGUAAUGAAGGUUGUGUCUGUCGGAAGGAAGAAAUUCAGUGCUGAUUUUCAGCUCGUGUUUCGUUUGAUCGAAGGCUUCAUUUUCCUUUCAUUUGUUGCCCUACUCAUCAGUUUGAUUGUUAUUCUACACUUGAAAUUUCGUGAUAUUAUUGUUUGCAUUCUCGCGUUCAUGCCUACCGGUUGGGGAAUGCUUAUGAUUGCUCAAGCUUUGAAGCCUUGGAUUCGACGUGGUGGCUUCUGGGGAUCGGUCAGGACACUUGCCCGUGGUUAUGAAAUUAUAAUGGGGUUGCUGUUGUUCACGCCCAUUGCAUUCUUGGCUUGGUUUCCAUUUGUUUCGGAGUUCCAAACCCGAAUGUUGUUCAACCAAGCAUUCAGUAGAGGUCUGCAGAUUUCUCGUAUUCUUGGUGGACCAAAGAAGGAUCGUUCCUCGAGCAACAAAGAGUAGUUUUGAAGGCUACAAUACUACUCAUUUCCAAACUGAUCCUGCUGAAUUCGUUGGACAUCUUGAGGAUAUAUGGACAGAAGAAUAUAUUCAUGUAAAUAUUAGUAUGUAUCUUAGUUCAUGUAUACAAUUUCAGGUAGCAUGUGUAUAUAAUAUAGUUUCUGCAAUUUGUCCAGAUGAGUUGUAGACUUGUACAGGAUACAUAUUUGAAAUCAAAAGGAGAGGGUUUGGUAUGGAUUAAUUUAUUAAAAGCUUGUUAGUGGAAAUUUCCUUUUGUGUUUUGAA
Solanum tuberosum (potato) is the source of this 6782-nucleotide messenger RNA. RefSeq names its product callose synthase 2. NCBI's taxonomy places the organism in Eukaryota, Viridiplantae, Streptophyta, Magnoliopsida, Solanales, Solanaceae. Gene Ontology annotation, biological process: (1->3)-beta-D-glucan biosynthetic process. The coding region runs from base 681 to 6500 and encodes 1939 amino acids. The transcript has 44 exons. Gene Ontology annotation, molecular function: 1,3-beta-D-glucan synthase activity. Gene Ontology annotation, cellular component: plasma membrane; 1,3-beta-D-glucan synthase complex. The record is from RefSeq and is a predicted model, not a curated record.